Molecule: messenger RNA, 2377 nt
Organism: Bubalus bubalis (water buffalo)
Lineage: Eukaryota; Metazoa; Chordata; Mammalia; Artiodactyla; Bovidae
Gene: P2RX3
Product: purinergic receptor P2X 3
Exons: 12
Coding region: 158-1348 (396 amino acids)
Biological process (GO): monoatomic cation transmembrane transport; response to ATP
Cellular component (GO): plasma membrane; nuclear inner membrane
Molecular function (GO): purinergic nucleotide receptor activity; extracellularly ATP-gated monoatomic cation channel activity; ATP binding
Source: RefSeq, a predicted model, not a curated record
AGCAGAGAGAAGCUGAGCCCCGAGCUAGGGUUGCCUGACUUAAAGGAACAGGCUCCUCAAGCCCCCUCUAAGCCGCCCCCCCUCCCAGCCUCCAUCUGGAUGACCCCUCCCUCCUGAGUCCACCAUCGGGUCUCUCCUGAGGGGUCAUUCUCUCAGCAUGAACUGCAUCUCAGAUUUCUUCACCUACGAGACCACCAAGUCGGUGGUCGUGAAGAGCUGGACCAUUGGGAUCAUCAACCGAGCGGUUCAGCUUCUCAUCAUCUCCUACUUCGUGGGGUGGGUUUUCCUGCACGAGAAGGCGUACCAGGUGCGGGACACGGCUAUCGAGUCCUCGGUGGUGACCAAGGUCAAGGGCUUCGGACGCUAUGCCAACAGAGUCAUGGACGUGUCUGACUAUGUGACCCCACCCCAGGGCACCUCUGUCUUUGUCAUCAUCACCAAGAUGAUCGUCACGGAAAACCAGAUGCAAGGCUUCUGCCCAGAGAGCGAGGAGAAGUUCCGCUGUGUGUCGGACAGCCAGUGCGGACCCCAGCGCUUCCCGGGGGGAGGGAUCCUCACCGGCCGCUGCGUCAACUACAGCUCUGAGCUCCGGACCUGCGAGAUCCAGGGCUGGUGCCCGGCAGAGGUGGACACAGUGGAGACGCCUGUCAUGAUGGAAGCCGAGAACUUCACUAUUUUCAUCAAGAACAGCAUCCGUUUCCCCCUCUUCAACUUCGAGAAGGGGAACCUCCUCCCCGACUUGACAGCCGCUGAUGUGAAGACCUGCCGCUUCCACCCCGACAGAGCCCCCUUCUGCCCCAUCCUGCGGGUGGGCGACGUGGUCAAGUUCGCGGGGCAGGAUUUUGCCAAGCUGGCCCAAACGGGCGGCGUCCUUGGCAUUAAGAUCGGCUGGGUGUGCGACCUGGACAAGGCCUGGGACAAGUGCAUCCCCAGAUACUCCUUUACCCGGCUGGAUGGCGUUUCCGAGAAGAGCAGCAUCUCCCCGGGCUACAAUUUCAGGUUCGCUAAGUACUACAAGAUGGACAACGGCAGUGAGUACCGCACCCUGCUGAAAGCUUUUGGCAUCCGCUUCGACGUGCUGGUGUACGGAGACGCUGGCAAGUUCAACAUCAUCCCCACCAUCAUCAGCUCCGUGGCGGCCUUCACCUCGGUGGGAGUGGGCACCGUCCUCUGCGACAUCAUCCUGCUGAACUUCCUCAAGGGGGCCGACCAGUACAAGGCCAGGAAGUUCGAGGAGGUGAGCGAGACCACGCUGAGGGUCCCAGCCUCUGCCCAUCCCGGGGACACCAGCGACCAGACCACGGAGAAGCAGUCCACAGAUUCGGGCGCCUACUCUAUCGGCCACUAGGGCCUCUCCCGCCGCGCACGCUCAGCCUGCGGCGCCCAGCCUCCAGCCGGGAGACCCAGCGGGGCGCGCUGGGGAUGCGAGGGGAAGCAGCUCUCAUUUCUGCUGCCCACCCACAGGGGCCACAGCCGAGGCCUGGGUCUGACCGCCCCGCCACCCUGCAGACAGGUCCUGCUCCCACGAAGACCCCCGUCUCACCUGCACCCCCUGCCUCACCCUGCUCUGCUUCCCCAGACCCCCGGGGCGGUGAUACCUGGCCGUCCCCCUUCCAAAGAGUAAGAGAUAAAAAUAGGACUAACCAUGGCCCACAGGAGCCCAAGUGCCAGGCACCUUCACACAUGUUAGCUCAUUUACUCCUUAGAAUAGUCCUGCGAGGUAGAUAUUAGGUUCCCUUUUCUGAAGAUAAGUGGAGGCUCAGAGAGGCUGAGUCGUUUGCCCCGGACACACAGCCAGGAAUCGAGAGAGCUGGGAUUUGGACCCGGCUCUGACUCAUUUCAUCACCCCCACCCCACCAGGAGACAAGGCAAACCAGAGGCGUCCGCCCUUCCCCUUCAGCCUCCCCAACCUUGACCACGAUCCCGUUUCCACUUCCUCACGAGGGCGGCCCUUGCAGUCCCCAGCAACUCAGGCAGGCCCCGUGUCAGAUGGGGGCGCGGGGUCCCUUUCUCUGACUUGGGUGGAUCCCAGACGCAGAAGGAAACAGGAGACAUAACCGUCGGUGAAUUUUUCCUUCCCUCACCUCAAGCCGGAGAAGGGAACCUUCUCAUUUUCUCUGGGACCCUCACAGGGUCAUAUACAUCCAGGCCCCUCACUCGGGAGCCCAGCUAGGCACCUACUCCCCUGCCCGGGGCGGAGUAGGCUUCCCCACCUGGCGCCCUGUGCCAGGAGGUUAGCGGGUCUUCUCCAUCACGUGGAUGAAAAGGUCGGUUGAGACCCAGCACCCCGUGAGCAGCUAGUCAGCGGGCCUAUCCCCGCGGGGCCCGAACAAGGUGGUCGGCCUUGUGACAUCAGAAACUAAAGGGGCUUUAGGGA